CUCGGUGGGUCGGUAGCCACGGCAACACCGCGUGAAUCGGCUGUGCCGGCGGUUGUUGCUGGAGAGAGGAGCGUUUUCCUUUUAGAGUGGUGCCCAUCUCCUGACGGUAGUCUGUUCGUGUAUGAUUGCAUCAAGGCGGAGAAGAAGACCGUAGGAAAUAAAGGACAGGAUGGACAACCAGCAGAAAAAGGAAGUGUUGACAUCCUAGCUUUUGCCUUCUCCUCAUCAGGAAAUUAUUUUGCCUUGACAGAUGACAACAAACGUCUGAUUCUGUUCCAUACUAAGCCUUUGUGGGAAUGUGUUAGUGUCAGAUCCGUGAAUAGGAGAUGUACUGCCGUGAUUAUUACAGCGGCUGAGGAUAAGAUUCUGGUUGCCGACAAAUCUGGUGAUGUCUAUUCUUAUUCAAUAACAGAACCCCAAACGGAAGGAAAACUUGAACUGGGUCACUUGUCUCUGCUAUUGGAUGUGGCGCUGAGUCCUGAUGACCGGUAUAUCUUAACGGCGGAUAGAGAUGAGAAGAUCAGGGUCAGUUUGGCUAAGGCCCCUCAUAACAUUAUAUCUUACUGUCUGGGACACAAAGAGUUUGUAAGCAAAAUAUUUGUCAUACCCAACUAUCCAGAUCUGCUGUUGUCAGCUUCUGGGGAUUGUACCGUGAGACUUUGGGAGUACAGAAGCGGGAAAGAAGUGUACUGCUGUCAUCUAAGCAGUGUCAGUGAGCCUGAGGCAACCAAAACUGACCAGAAGUACACUGUGUCAAGAAUAGCCUACUGCUGUCAAGGUGGUUAUGCCGCCAUUAUAUGCGACUGUAUUCCCACAGUCUACAUCUUUCAGCUUGAUGCCAUUGCCCAGCAGCUAGUUUACAGACAGCAAAUCUCUCUGAAACAUAAAGGUUGGGACAUUGCAUUUGAAGAAACAGGAGAUUUAUGGAUUUUACAGGAAGACAGAGAAGCCCCUCUUCUGUUGUACAGACCAGACGAUGGACAGUGGAAGCCUGUAACCGAUGACAAAGGAUUACAGAAGAUGUCGAAAUAUCUUAAUGACAACUGGGCAGUGUUUGAAGGUUUUGUUGGUGCAGAGAGCCACUACAGCAGUCUCUACAAGGCUUCUUUUGAUAACAUGGCCACCUAUCUACAGAGGAAAGAGGAAAGGCUACAGCAGCAGAAAAAGAAAAGAAAGGAUCUGCAACAUGGUUCUAAUGGACAAACAAAAAAAAUAAAAACUGAAGAAUCAUUGCUAUGACACCACCUGUUAGCUUGUAACUGUCACCAAACUGAAAGGGACUGACCUUGCCCUGAACUGUUUUUAACUGUAAAUUAUGGAGGAAGACUUGAUUGAAACUUGUAUUCAGACUGAGGUUUUUAGGUAGCCUGAUAUGACAAUACCCUUUUUGCAGCAGGUGCUGCAUUUACUCUAUGCCCGAGCUUCUAACAGCAUAAAAAUGUUAGCAGUUCAAUCUAGGAAUCUCUGAUGCACGAUAUAUGAAUAUUGGAGAUGGUAUUUUCCUUGAAGCAGGAUUUCCUUUUUGCCUACUGUGUUCAGGCUUGCUUCUUCAGGUAGAAAUGCACUGAUUGAAGUUGAAGUAAAUUUUAAUUUUAUUUUUUUUUAAAGGUCUUUUAGCUAAUGUAAGUGGUAUAACGUAACUGGUUAUGGAAAAAGGAAUAUUGCAAAAUUCUUGCUGUAUACGAAAAGUUGUAGCUGUUUUUUACCCUAUGCUUCAGUUUAUAUAGUAGGGUUUCUGCCUAGGUUCUGACUGAGUGCUUCUUACUUGUAGCCUAUUUUUGCACUCCUUGUAGAAAUAUAUUUUAUACAUGAGAAAGUAAAAGUAAAAAGUGUCAGUCAACUUUGUGCCGUUGGAAGAAGAUCCUUCUAAUGCGAUAUGAUCCUAGUGUGUCUGUUAAAAUGGUUUGAGAGGCCCGUGAGCAAUACUUGGAGUGCGUUCUGCCUCUUUCAACAAGAACUCUUUCAUUUUGAAAUUAGCCAAGAAACACAUCUUUUUGAAUAGUUAACAAGCGAUCCCAUAAGGCUCUUGCUGAUGCUUCAUCACAAGUCAGAGGAUAUGUGUUCAUCUACCAGCUGCCAUUAUGUUUGCAUGGAAUCUAAUGUACUUCAGCGAAAACUGUAAAACCAGAUGUAGAAAUCUUCUGUAUGAUCCAUUAAAUAUUAAGAAUUAGCCUAUGAACCAUGAAUAGUGCUCCAGGUCUCUUUAUAUAGCUGUCACCUCUGGAAUAUCCUGGAUGCUUAAAGAUGUUGCACUCAAAAAUUUUUAGUUACGUUACUGCGUAAGACUUUGGGGAGCUGUAGCUUGUUUUGAGAAAAUCAGCAGUGAAGUGAAGCAGAACUGCCUGUUUGUAUCUGCUCAAAACUAUAGGCUUGUCCUUAUUGUGGGUUCUGCAGACCCCAAGUCUCUCAUGCUGAAGGAUUUCAGAUGGAUUUUCGUGUUCCUUGUUUGGAAGUGCCCCCUAAGGAUGGAGUGUGUGUAAUACAGAGCCGACCCCUCCAGGGUCUGACUUCUUUCAGUGAUUGCUUGUGUAUAAGGAGUCUGCUGCCUUGGCAAAGGUCUCUUUGGGCAGAACUUGUGAAGUGUCAAGAGUGGAAUCAUCUGUUCUGCUUAAAAGUCUCAAUUCUGGCAGGGGAAGCCCUGAAGCAAACAAAAUGUUAAAUGUUGCUACUGCAUGUGCUGUUAUGCGAUGCAAGAAUGCAAUGCCAAGCCCACAAGCAUUGCGGCCUAAUGUAGCAAUUCAAACACCUCCAUCAGCUAUCUGUGUAUCAGCAGUGUGAAGCAUCUUGUUUGGGUACCACUGAAUCUAAUGUUUCUGGAUCACACUUUCAGUGGGGUCUCCCGUACAAUAGUGAAGGUGGUGGGUGGGUAUAUUUGGGCUAGACAAGGAGUUUUACCUGCUCAGGUAUGAUGGCCGUUUUAAUAAAAAAGUCUGCUGAGACUGACAGACCUGAUUAUGUAAUCUGGAGCAAAGAUUUUUGAAAUGAUGUUUUUU
Molecule: messenger RNA, 2993 nt
Organism: Struthio camelus australis
Lineage: Eukaryota; Metazoa; Chordata; Aves; Struthioniformes; Struthionidae
Source: RefSeq, a predicted model, not a curated record